This is a messenger RNA of Lactuca sativa (garden lettuce), 1143 nucleotides long. RefSeq lists its product as uncharacterized. NCBI's taxonomy places the organism in Eukaryota, Viridiplantae, Streptophyta, Magnoliopsida, Asterales, Asteraceae. The record is from RefSeq and is a predicted model, not a curated record. Gene Ontology annotation, molecular function: protein dimerization activity.
AUGGCUAACAAGUGUGUUAAAGGAAAGACCUUUUUUGGAUUCAUCCAGCGCAUUUAUACUAUCUUUGCAAAUUCUACUAAGAGGUGGGAAAUCUUAAAAGAUAAUUUAAAAGCUUGGAGUCUUAAGUCAUUAUGUCAAACUCGUUGGGAAAGCCGAGUUGAGAGUGUAAAGGCUAUUAAAAUGCAACUUGUUGACGUACGAGAAGCUUUACUUCAAGCUGGAGAAAAAGAUAAUGAUGUUGCAAUUGCAAGUGAAGCAACUUCACUAGUAGAAAAAGAACUUGGUGACUUUGAAUUUUUGGUAUCAACUGUUAUGUGGCAUGAAGUGCUAAACCAUGUGAAUAUUGUGAGUAAAAAGUUACAGUCAAAGGAUAUGCAUCUUGAUAACGCUAUUACAGAUAUAAACAAAUUGAUUGGGUACUUCAAGGAUUAUAGAGAAACUGGUUUUUUAAAAGUGAUUGAUGAAGCUAAGGACAUUGCUAUUGAAAUGGAUAUUGAUCCAAUAUUUCCACAAAAGCGUUUGAUUGAAAGGAGAAAAAGGUUUGAUGAGAUUUCAAGUAGAGAAGAAGUUUCAUUUACACCUGAAGAGAAUUUCAUAGUUAAUUAUUUCUUAUACAUUGUUGAUCAAGCUAUCUCUUCUCCUGAGACAAGAUUUGAACAAUUCAAAGAGUAUGAAAAAGUAUUUGGUUUUUUAUUUCCACAUAAUUUGAAGGGAAUUGAAGAUAAAGAUCUUAAGUCGUCUUGUCAUCGUCUAGAAAAAGCACUCGAGUUUCAAGAAAGAUCGGAUACUGAUGUCGAGGAACUUUAUACGGAGUUGAAAUUAUUUGAGACAUUGGAAACCAAUGAAUUUAACAACCCUAUAGAUGUUUUGAAGUUUUUGAAAGAACUUGAUUAUUUCCCAAAUGCAAGCAUUGCAUAUAGAAUAUUGUUGACUAUUCCAGUAACGGUGGCAUCUGCAGAAAGGAGUUUUUCUAAGUUGAAGUUAUUGAAGUCUUACUUACGCUCCACAAUGUCCCAAGAAAGACUUAGUGGUUUGGCGAUGAUAUCUAUCGAGAAUGAAAUCUUAGAGAGUAUAGACUAUGAAGAGUUGCUCAACCAAUUUGCUAUCAAGAACGCUAUGAGAGCUUCACAGAUUGUAGGUUAA